Molecule: messenger RNA, 4697 nt
Organism: Leucoraja erinaceus (little skate)
Lineage: Eukaryota; Metazoa; Chordata; Chondrichthyes; Rajiformes; Rajidae
Gene: racgap1
Product: Rac GTPase activating protein 1
Exons: 20
Coding region: 168-2732 (854 amino acids)
Biological process (GO): regulation of transcription by RNA polymerase II; signal transduction
Cellular component (GO): nucleus
Molecular function (GO): RNA polymerase II cis-regulatory region sequence-specific DNA binding; DNA-binding transcription factor activity, RNA polymerase II-specific
Source: RefSeq, a predicted model, not a curated record
GCAUUUCCCGGCGUGCUCGCUAGCUCUUGUGUGUUCUUUUCCGCUGCGGUCGCUGUCUCUUUUUGUGUGUGUGUGUGUGUGUGUUGUUGUUGUUAAUUUUUUGUCGCCGGGACGGAGCCGGAGCUAAUCGAAUGCUGUGAGGAGCGCCUCUCCCGUAUUCCAGCCAGAUGAGCAGUGUGGAUGGAAUUCCAGAUCAUCCCAGUGUCCCCACAGGUGGACAACAGCCCCUCCUCGAGUACAGGAGAACUCCGCAGCAGACGGCUCUAGUAGACAAUGUCAUGUUACAAGACAACACCAGACAAGUUGGAAUCUUACCGAACAGCUCUGUCAGCCAUGAGAUUGUGGGCUCCCACAGUCUCCUGCAGAGUAGCACAAUCAAUCAUCAGCCAGUACUUGUCAGCAGUCCAGCGACUCAAAACGCUUUGGGAAAUGCGGAGCAAACAGACAAUCGUGUUGCUGUUACAGUAACACAGGGUCUACCUUGUGCAUCCCAGGUAUUGGGGAAAAACACGGUCCUGGAGGGAGUUAUUCAACUUGAUGAUCAUGAAAAGCAGAGACAGCAGGAAGAUCUGGAAAAGCUGCGGGUAAAUGAAAACCUACUGAAGCUGGGAGACAAUGAGGAUUUGUUGAAGCUCAGACAGCAUGAAGAAUUGAUGAAGCUUCGGGAGCAUGAAGAACUGCUGAAGAAACAAAGGAGUAAAAAAGUCCGUACUACAUCUAAAGUGAGAAGCCGUUCCACUGUGAUGAAUGUGACAUGCGGUUUAUUCAGAAAUACCACAUGGAACGACACAAACGGACUCACAGUGGAGAGAAACCGUACCAGUGUGAAUACUGCCUUCAGGACAAUGGAAUCCACAAUGGUGACUCCACGUGGGAUGUUCGAGCAGAUGCUCCGACAGAUGGAAGUACUAAAUGAAGGAAUUGAACCUCAAUUUAUUCAGUUGGCUAGUAACUUCGAAGAGUGCAGACGAAAGUGGCAUAAAACUCAGCUGGAACUGUCCCGUGCUGCAGAGUGCCUAACCAAAGCUGAAACAGAGCGGAGUGCCCUUGAUGUCAAGCUGAAGCACGCUCGUAACCAAGUUGAUGUUGAGAUGAAACGUCGUCAGAAAGCAGAAACUGAUUGUGAGAGGCUGGAACGACAGAUUCAGCUAAUCCGAGAGCUCCUCAUAACAGAAGGCUCGACCAGCAUUCAGUUAAAUGAAGAACAGAAGUCUGCUCUUGCUUUUCUCAACCCCAAAUGCUCAAAUUCUAAUGGAUAUGCAUCCAACAGACGACUGUCUACAAUUGAUGAGUCUGGAUCAUUUCACUCUGACAUUAGCUACGACAAGACUGAUGACUCUUUGGACUGGGAUUCCUCCAUUGUUAAGACUGUCAAGUUAAAGAAAAGGGAGAAAAGACGUUCUUCCAGAGUUCUUGUUGAUGUGCAGCCUGCACCAGCUAAACGGUCACGGUCAACUGAAAAGGGAAAUGACUCCAUUGUGGCUAAAACGACUCUGACAUUGCCUAAUAAUGGCGGACCAAUUGAAGCAGUUUCCACAAUCGAGACUGUGCCGUACUGGACAAGAAGUAGACGGCGAACAGCAAAUCUGAAGGGUCAAGAUCUUGAUGCCAUUUCAGACACUCCCUCGAGCACGCCAUCAACCGUCCGCAGUUAUGAUCACUGUAGUACACCUCAGUCUAUUGGUGGCUUGAGGACCCACGAGUUUGUCUCCAAGACGGUGAUCAAGCCCGAGUCAUGUGUCCCUUGUGGCAAAAGGAUCAAAUUUGGGAAGUUGGCCUUGAAAUGUCGAGACUGCAGAGUUGUAUCUCACCCAGAGUGCAGAGAUCGCUGUCCACUCCCCUGCAUCCCAACCAUGUCAGGAACGCCCGUAAGAAUUGGAGAGGGAGUGUUGGCUGACUUCACCCCUCAAACCUCUCCCAUGAUCCCUUCUCUUGUGGUGCAUUGUAUCAAUGAAAUUGAACAGAGAGGCUUGACUGAGACUGGUCUAUACAGAAUCUCUGGAUGUGACCGUACCGUGAAAGAACUGAAGGAGAAGUAUUUGAAAGGAAAGAAUUUGCCUCUGCUCAGUAAAGUGGAUGACAUCCAUGCCAUCUGCGGGCUUCUGAAGGACUUCCUAAGGAAUUUGAAGGAACCUCUUGUCACUUUCAAACUGUAUACGACAUUUGUGAGGGCAGCAGAAAUCCCCGAUGAUGAUAACAGCAUUGCAGCAAUGUACCAGACAAUCAGUGAGCUGCCACAGCCCAAUAGAGAUACUAUGGCAUUUCUGGUCAAUCACCUGCAGAGAGUAGCCAACAGUCCGCACUGCAAGAUGGAUAUAACCAACUUGGCCAGGGUCUUUGGUCCUACAAUUGUGGGUUUUUCCAUACCUGAUCCAUCUCCCAUGUCAAUGCUGCAGGAAACCAAGCAACAACCAAAGGUGGUUGAACGUUUGCUGUCUUUGCCAGUGGAAUACUGGAGCCAGUUUACAAUGGUGGAGCAGGAGAACAUGCAUCCAAAUCAUAUAUUUGAAAACUCCAAUGCUUACAGCACUCCUGAAGUUAAAGUGAGCAUGCUUGGACCACUAACCACUCCUGAACACCAAAUGAUUGGCAAGACUCCCUCAUCCAGCUCUUUAUCAGCACGAGUCAAAUCGAGUCUGACCAAGACCACUCCCAAGUUUGGAAGCAAAAGCAAAUCAUCAAUCAACUUCAAUCGAACUGGAACCUUUUUUGCAUCUCCAAUGUUGAAAUAAUUCUAAAUUAACCAAAAUCGCUCAGUCACGUUCUUAGGAACAUCACAUUAACCAAUUGUGUUAACUGCAGUAUUUUAUAAUCUGCUGCAUAACACAGCUAUUCUAAUACAUUAGUUUAUACUUUCCAUAUGAUGAUGAUAAUGUAUAGUUGGAAAUCCUUUAAAUGUUGUUGAUGUCGUUAGCAUUGGUACUUUGUUUUAAAAUGCUGAGACUUUAAAUAGACAUGAAACUAUUGCAAACCGAUGCUAUGAGAAAAUUAACAUUAAACGGUCAGAGUAAAAGCUUAUUUCUCAGUCCACGGUUGUGGGAGCUGUUAAAUGCCGACUAGAUAUUUGCAGGUAAAUCAAAAGAUUUCUAAAAUAUUCGCUUGUGGAGUUAAUAAAUAGAACUUAUUUUAGAAAGUGCUGCCUGUAGCUCAGAGUGCAUACAAAAUAUUAUCGUAAGUGCUUGCACUUUUUCUUUUUUUUUAGCAGCUCAGAAGGUUAAAGACAUUUUGAAGGUAAUUAUGUGCAAUUGCACUGUUAGCAGGUCCUUGCCUUUGACUUGGGCUAUGUCUUUCCUCUCUGUACCUUUAGUGGGAGUGUACCACAAGGCAAACUGCCAGCAAAUUGAGUUUGCCACCUACAGGCUUUCAAUCUAUUGCAGACAAGCACUGACUUCUGGCAGUUUUUAUCCAGUUACAAAACAAUCCUUGUUUUUAAGCCUAAUUGUUGUGCUACAAAGCUGUAGCUUUGAUAUCGGUAGCUGUAAAGCCAAUUGAAUCAUCAGUGGCUAUGGGUGCAUUAGGUGCUAACAAUCUGGAUGUAACAAUAUAUAUAUUUUUGAACUAUCAAAGGAGAGAAAUGACUCAUAAAUGCACUUUUACACCGCUCUCAGCAGAAUACUGGAUCCAAAAGUCUUCACAUUUAAGAUUACCAUACCAUUUAACAGUAGUUGCCUUGUAAAACCUUUGAUUUCUAAUUGUAUUAUGCUAUGUUUGAUGUAGCAAAUUUAAAUCCGAUUUAUCCAAAUACUUUCUAAUCCAUUAUUAACCAGAGGGUUUUGGUGAAACAUUUGUUUUUUAUCCAUUGUACAUUGUCUGCGCUACAAUGACCAUGUGAACAUUCUAACAUCGUCUCUAUUGAAGUGCAGCAUUUGUGCACUGAAUUAUGUCUAUCUUUAUGAUUUGAAAUAUACAUUGAUAUACUUAAGUAAUAUGCAGCAAUAUGCAUCUGCAAUAUAUUGUGUGGAAUUCUUGAACACAUUUGCCAAUAAUAGAAUACUCUAACCAAAAGUAAAAGCACAUUGGCUCAUGUUAUAUAUAUAUAUGUCAAGAUUCUAAACUAGAUUAUGGUGUAAUAUUAAUGUAGAUUUUAUACAACAUGUAAACAUCUCAUCUAUGUUGCUUGUUUUAUAUGGCUCUUAUGGUUAUUUGAGAUUAAUUAUAAAAUGGCCUGCACCAAAGAUUUGUCCAUUUCAAAUUUGCCCUAGCAGUGCAGUAGUAUCCUUUGUUAAUAACCCCAUUUUCUGGAGCUGUGUUAAAGCAUGUCCUUUGCAAACUCCGAGUCAUCCUGUUAAAUACCUAUGUACUUGGCAUGCUGCAAAUGUUUUUGUUUGCAUUUUCAUUUUGCUUGCAACAGAAGCCAUGGGAUUCUGUGAAAGUGAAAAGGCUUUUGUCUUUGAAGUGCUCAUAACCCAUUGAGGAUGUGAGAGAUGUUGCAGCUUUAUUGACGAAUACGUCAAAUUGAACGCCAUCUUAAAUAGUAAAAUGCUUUGUAGGUCAUUUUCACUGUAGUCCUGUGUAAUGUAUUCCCUGAUGUUUCAAACACUUUGGUUAAAUAACUGCAGUGAUGAACUCUUGCAUUUGCUUUUAGUUGUUCCAUUUAUUGUGGGAUCACUUCAUCCUGACUGGGGUAUGUCUUCUGUAAAUGAACUAAAUUCUGCCUGAAGUUGCUCUGCUUCAAUAAAUUGGAACACUGACCAGUG